AUGACAAUGUCGUUUUCGGACGAGAAAUAUGAACGUAAAAGAAGACCUACUAACAGACGCGACACGUUACAGUUGAGCAGUCGAGUUCGCAAUGUUCGCCGUCUCCGUUUCCGUAUCUAUUACUUCCUUGACCAUCCAAUGAGUGCAAAUAGUACAUGGUAUCAUUUUGGAGUCUUCGCUUUCGUACUCAUGGCAGUGAUUCUUGGUGCCACUAGUUCAUGGGAGGAUCCAUACCUGAAGGAAGUGCAUGUCUAUAUGGAGGUGGUACUAGCAGUGUUUUUUGUUUGCGAGUUCUGUGUUCGUAUGUGGUGUAUCUCAGCGGAUGCAAAAUACUGUGGGAUGAAAGGACGGCUACGUUACCUCAUACGUCUGGUCUCACUGGUGGACAUUAUCAUUAUAAUAGUCACUUCACUGAUGGUGUACAUGGAGAAAGCUUUUAUAGCUGAUUCGACGCUCGACUACCUGCGGCUGAUUCAGAUACUUCGACUAUUCCACAUAGACAGACAAAUGAUGACAUGGCAUCUCAUCAAGAAUAUGGUCAUGCUUAGCAAGUACGGUUUGUGCCUCUUGUGUUCAUUUGAAUACAAUCUACGGAUGGUGAGAUGUAAGGGAAGAAAAGAGAUGACGAUUGCCGCCGAACGAGUAACUAUUGUAUUUGGACCAGUUGACUUUCAACUAUGCAUUUGGCACAGUCCUGCGCCGACANGAAAAGAGAUGACGAUUGCCGCCGAACGAGUAACUAUUGUAUUUGGACCAGUUGACUUUCAACUAUGCAUUUGGCACAGGAUUCUUAAUGUAGCUACUGUCUCAGAUAAUCUUUUCAGCCGUAUUUGCUUCAAAUUAUACCUCACAGCUAAACGAAUGAAUCGGAAUGCGCAGAUGGAGAACAAGCUUCGUGAGAAACUUGAAAGGAAGAAGAGGUUGCGCCAUGCGGUCGCUGCCAUUGAGCAAUCUUGGAAACAGCAACUAAGUAUGGGCGUGGCUCAACAAAUGAUCCAGACAUUCAGCCUCGACAGUCUUCCGGAAACUCAAAAUAAUAAUGGCAGAGCCAGUGAAGCAGAUACAUCGAGCUUGUUUGAGCGUGGAUCAAUUGACACGACAUUGUCGUCAUCGUUCGAUAUUUCCGAUAUCGAAACGCAAAUCGAUACGACCAAUAUGUAUGACGAUGAUCGAUCUGAUUCUGUAGACAUUUCAGAGGUGGAAGAGUGGAAACUACACAAGUUCAGACCACUUUUGCGAUUCUUUAACUUCUUACUUUUUCGACAGUAUGCGAAAAAGUUUCGUCGGUUACGCAAAUCCGAUCGUUUACUCGAAUUUGAUGCGGAAAUUCGCGAACAAGAGAACGUACGGAAUCAGAACCUCAGGGAGCUCGAAUUGAGGGUAAACGCCAUGUUAGGAAAGCCGGGCAUAUCGUCGCUCAGUGGGGUCCCUGCUGAGAAGCUCUGUAUAAGUCGUCGGCUGGACUUGUGUGAGUCGAAAAUGACUGACAUGGAAACUACUAUGAAGCGGAUCAAUGAUCUUGUCGCAGAUCUCGCCUCAAAACUCGAGUAA
Haemonchus placei is the source of this 1551-nucleotide messenger RNA. The record is from the annotation of a GenBank genome assembly. Lineage: Eukaryota; Metazoa; Nematoda; Chromadorea; Rhabditida; Trichostrongylidae.